CGGUGCCUGGUUAAAGGGGCGGGCGCGGCGGCGCGGGUAGGCGCUGUUUUCGCUCCGCCUCCUCUACCUCCGCCUCGUAGUGCGGUGGUGGCGGGCAGGGUCUGGCAGCGGCCCCGAAGCUCCUCGCCGAGGCGCUUCGGCCUCUGCUCCCUUUUUCCCGCGGUCGCUGUCGGGUCCCAGCGCGAUGUCGGGCGGCGCGGCUGGCGCCCCCAAGCCUCUCCCGUCCUCCGGGCCCAAGUCUCUGCGGGAGAUGCCGCAUCCCCUGGCCACGUCUAGCAGCGAGGAGAUGGGGCCGGCGCUUACCCCUAGCCCCGACCUGCUCCUGCCCCGCAGCAUCGCCGACAAGGAUCUCAGUCUACCCAAUGGUACACCUGUGGACACUUCUAGCCCAGCCUCCUCCUCAUCUCUCCUCAACAGACUGCAGCUGGAUGAUGACUUGGAUGCAGAAACUAGAGACCUCUUUGUUACUGUUGAUGAUCCCAAAAAACAUGUGUGCACCAUGGAGACAUAUAUCACAUACAGGGUUACAACAAAGACCACACGAGCAGAAUUUGAUUUGCCGGAGUAUUCUGUCCGCCGGCGAUACCAAGACUUUGACUGGUUGAGAAACAAGCUGGAAGAGUCACAGCCAACGCAUCUCAUUCCCCCUCUUCCUGAAAAAUUUGUGGUGAAAGGUGUUGUCGAUCGCUUUUCUGAAGAGUUUGUGGAGACAAGGAGAAAAGCAUUAGACAAAUUCUUGAAGAGAAUAACCGAUCACCCAGUGCUUUCUUUCAAUGAACACUUCAAUGUGUUUCUCACAGCCAAGGAUCUUAAUGCCUACAAAAAACAAGGAAUAGCAUUGCUGUCAAAGAUGGGAGAGUCUGUCAAAUACGUAACAGGAGGUUACAAAUUAAGAAGUCGACCACUGGAGUUUGCAGCCAUUGGGGAGUAUUUAGACACAUUCUCUCUAAAGCUUGGUACCAUUGACAGAAUAGCACAGCGGAUUAUCAAAGAACAGUUGGAAUACUUGGUGGAACUACGAGAAUAUGGACCUGUUUAUUCAACCUGGGGAGGGCUGGAGGUUGGGCUAUCAGAGCCACUGGAAGGGGUGUCUGCCUGUAUUGGGAACUGCUGCACGGCUCUUGAAGAACUUAGUGAAGACAUGACUGAAGACUUCCUGCCUGUACUGAGGGAAUAUAUAUUGUACUCGGAGUCGAUGAAGAAUGUGUUGAAGAAGAGAGACCAAGUUCAAGCGGAGUAUGAAGCAAAACUGGAAGCUGUAGCCUUGAAAAAAGAGGAACGCCCAAAGGUACCCACAGAUGUUGAGAAAUGUCAAGAUCGAGUAGAGUGUUUCAAUGCUGAUCUGAAAGCAGAUAUGGAGAGAUGGCAGAACAACAAAAGACAAGACUUUAGGCAGCUACUCAUGGGGAUGGCAGAUAAAAACAUCCAGUACUACGAGAAGUGCCUUAUGGCGUGGGAGUCAGUUAUACCACUAUUGCAAGACAAGCCAGAGACCAAAUAAGUACCACCUCCAUGGACAGUCUAGCACUUCUGUACUCAGUACCACUAGACAUACUGGAACUGUAUGAAGGACUCCUUUUGUCAACUGAAACACCAGCUGCACUUAAGCUGGAACAGAUGCUUUGAAAAUUAGUUUAAUUUUUUUCCUCACUUUCUCUGUUUAAACUAGGGUAUUUUUCAUCUUUUUAAGUUAUCUUGAAUGGUUCCUUCUUUAUCCUAUGGAGUGAUUGGGGGUUCACAGUGAAAGCCCAUGGGGAUCUUGAUAAAACUUACCUCUCUAGUCUGGAAGGAACUGAUGAAUGGAACACUGAAAAGAUGAAAAUACUACUGCAAGGUGCCAAAUGAUGUCUCUAUUACCCUACUGUUUUGUUU
Molecule: messenger RNA, 1872 nt
Organism: Pezoporus occidentalis (night parrot)
Lineage: Eukaryota; Metazoa; Chordata; Aves; Psittaciformes; Psittacidae
Gene: SNX30
Product: sorting nexin family member 30
Exons: 9
Coding region: 185-1501 (438 amino acids)
Biological process (GO): reticulophagy; piecemeal microautophagy of the nucleus; endocytic recycling
Cellular component (GO): early endosome; cytoplasm; phagophore assembly site
Molecular function (GO): phosphatidylinositol binding; protein binding
Source: RefSeq, a predicted model, not a curated record